UACAGUGCAGUUGUCGAUUAUAGGCCCAUCAAUCAGUGGCACAAUUGAAUUGAAUGCUCUAUUGAGUGCAGAAUGAUCCAACGAUUGUAGACCAUAAUAGCCACGUUGCGACUUGCUAGAUUUUCGACUUUAUAACUCAGAUUUGACCAUAUAUCAUCGAUAAAGGUGAAACCAAUCCAUAUUUCCCCCCAAAGUUGCAGCCAUGACUACCGAAUAUGCAUACGGCCAUGGCAUCUCGUCUCACAAGGAGUAUCCACAAAAAGGAGACUUGCGUCAGAUGAUGAAGGAGUAUCCGCUCCCCAUGAUACCUUCUGGAAUGCUCAACCCGGCGUCUAUGGUCGGCGAUGAGCCAACUAACCAGGCGCGAGCCGUGCUCAAUCGCUUGAAUGCCGCAUUUACUUCUAACGACCCUAAGUUAGUUGAGGAUUGCUUCUUUCCCAGUCAAGCAUACUGGAAGGAUCAACUGGCACUCACUUAUCACCUGCGCACAUUCAUUACCGCUGCUGUGAUCGCCUCGAGUCUCCUGGAAACAAGGUCGAUGAGGGGAGUUACCGAGGGCCUUGCGAUUGAUGGUAGCGCGCAGUUUGUAACUGCCACGCAGACUCUACAAUUUAUCGAUUGUGGGAUUGUGUUUCGGACUGCCUCUCCAGCCGCUACUUGCACUGGGAAAGUGGUCCUCUUGCCCGUCAAAGGUCGAAUUGAUGACAAUGAGGCAAUUGAGUGGAGGAUCUGGGUUCUGAGUACCAUUCUAGAGAAUCUGGACCUACAAGAGGAGGAUGAAACAUUACUUCGCCUUCCUAGUAAACAGUAUGACGGGUGUGGUGACUUUGAAACAGAUGUUUUCAUUAUUGGAGGUGGAAACGCAGCGAUUACCCUCGCUGCACGGCUUAAAGCGUUGGGUGUAGAAAGCGUUAUGGCUGAGCAGAAUGCACGACCUGGCGAUAAUUGGACUUUCCGAUACGAUUGCAUGAGGUUUCACGUCCCAACAUCAUACAGCGACUUGCCCUACAUGCCUUAUGCUGCGGAGCUUCGACAUAACCACCUCCUAGCAAGAGAUGAGCUGGCCUCACAUGUACGACAAUAUGUGAAGUCCUUCAAUCUCAAUAUGAUCACCUCAGCCCAGAUUCAGUUGACGCAAUAUAAUCUGUCAACAAAAAGAUGGAUAAUCAAAUUCCAGGGCUCUACCGGAGAGUGCACUGCAGUGUCUAAACACCUCGUCCUUGCGACUGGUAUCGCAUCCCAGAAGCCUAAUAUCCCUUCAAUUGCAGAUAGUCAUCUAUAUCAAGGGCUUAGUAUGCACUCAGCACAGUACCGGAAUCCUAAACAGCUCGCUGACCACGGAGUUAAGUCUGUUUUGGUUAUUGGAUCCGCCAAUACCGCAUUUGAUGUGUUGGAAGACUGCCAUGCUGCGGGUCUCCAUACCACCAUGGUUGUUCGGUCUUCAACACACAUUGUUCCAAUAGAAUAUGUAACUGAUAAAAAGGUUCUUGGUCUAUAUGAUAUAAAUGUGGCCGCUGCAGAUCGACUCUACCUUACACUGCCAGCUUGUGUAGACAGCCACCUUACCCGCAGCAUGAUGGCAAUGUUAGCUGCACAGGAGCCAGAUCGCUAUGCACCUCUUGUAUCAAUUGGUUUUCCUGUCCAUGACAGUCUUCACCCAGACGCCGUGUUGAUGCAUAAUCUAAUUGAGCGCUCGGGCGGGCACUAUGUGGAUGUUGGCGGUACCAAGUUGCUGACAGAGGGUAAGGCUAGUAUCAAGUCUGGUGUUGAGCCCAUUGCGUACACGCCAUCAGGGCUGCGGUUAUCAGAUGGCAGCUCCAUCGACGCAGAUGCCAUUGUAUGGUGUACAGGAUACGCGGACAAGAACAUCCGUGAUUCUGCCGUCCAGAUCCUGGGCGGCCGUUCUCGUGACGAAGACAUAAACGGCAGUGAUGGUGAUAUGAUUGGCCCUGCCGCAAUUGCAACUCGCUUAGAUGCAACUUUGGGCAUCGACGCAGAGGGUGAAAUCCGCGGCCUGUGGAAGCGCCAUUUGCGACUCGAUAACUUCUGGGUUACAGGUGGCCAUACCCAGCACCACCGGUGGCACUCACGCACGCUGGCUCUUCAAAUCAAGGCAGCAGAAGAGGGUGUAUUGCCACCUGCAUAUCGGGAUACACCCCAUAUUUACCCAGAUUCAAGUAGUAUAUGACGCACUACAGCAGAAUCUAAUAUCUGUCACGGCUCGAUAACUAGUAGUUAAUAAUGACACAAUUCUCC
Aspergillus ruber CBS 135680 is the source of this 2256-nucleotide messenger RNA. Its product is annotated as flavin-containing monooxygenase. Gene Ontology annotation, molecular function: monooxygenase activity; flavin adenine dinucleotide binding. NCBI's taxonomy places the organism in Eukaryota, Fungi, Ascomycota, Eurotiomycetes, Eurotiales, Aspergillaceae. The coding region runs from base 203 to 2188 and encodes 661 amino acids. The record is from RefSeq and is a predicted model, not a curated record. The transcript has 6 exons.